UUUCCGAAGAUACUCGAGGACAGCCGAUAGUUUGUUUUUGCUUCUGCCAUUUUGUUUCUUUUAAGAAGACGCUCGUGAACUUUUUGCAAUGGCAGAAGUACAGCUGUUAGUUUUGGGCCCAGAAGGUGUCGGAAAAACUGUUAUGCUGAAAAGGCUUCAAAUGUUAACUGCCCAGCAGAAUUUAGCGCAAGCCCAACACAAGCAAGAUAUUGGCGAGACACCUUCAACAAUUCCCACAAUUGGAGUGAAUUUGGUCACUGUAACAUACGUUAGAAAGAAAUAUACCUUCAGGGAACUUGGAGGAGCAAUGGGACCAAUUUGGAGUAAUUAUUUCAAAGACGCAAGCCAUUUAGUGUACAUUAUAGACACGGCAAAUCAGACCCAGGUAGCAUCUUCUUGUAUUCAACUCCUUGAAGUGCUCGCCUCGAAACAGACCCAACAUAUGCCCGUUCUUCUGAUUUUCAACAAGAUUGAUUCACCAGAUCGCCUGAGUGUGAGUGAAAUAAGCGCUUUAAUAAGACUUAGAGAGAUAUCAGCAAACGCCAGGCAAGACAUUACAGUUUUGGAGUGCAGUUUUCGCGAAGGGACAGGCUUAAAUCAAAUUUUAAAAUGGCUGCAGGAGAAAUGUUCGAAGUAAAAUGAAAUAAACACCUGUUUUGAAGCAUCUUUUGUUUCCUUUGGUGUUUAAUAGAAAAAACAUUUAUCUCUUGGUUUUCCAAGGUUCUGAGCCUAUCAAAACACAAGUAACCAAGGUGUAAAAUUCCUGUUCUUGGAAAACGAAUUACUUUUAUCUUUGGGUUAUCUAUGGUUAAAUUACUUUUUUAUCUAUUCAAAAUUUUUGUUUUGAUCUGGUGACGUCACUCCAUGUAAAUCACAGAUGAUGUCACAAUGUGACAAGAAUAAAAAAAGAGGUCCAUGAGCUGUAGAUGCGUGUCACUGAUGUUCUUGCUAUGAUCUAUAUCACUGAACAGUAUAAGCUGGCAACAUGGACUUUAUUGUUUUGUGUAAUAAAGUAGCAAAAUGUUGUUA
Molecule: messenger RNA, 1029 nt
Organism: Stylophora pistillata
Lineage: Eukaryota; Metazoa; Cnidaria; Anthozoa; Scleractinia; Pocilloporidae
Product: ADP-ribosylation factor-like protein 16
Molecular function (GO): GTPase activity; GTP binding
Source: RefSeq, a predicted model, not a curated record